This is a messenger RNA of Mucor mucedo, 1684 nucleotides long. RefSeq lists its product as uncharacterized. Lineage: Eukaryota; Fungi; Mucoromycota; Mucoromycetes; Mucorales; Mucoraceae. The transcript has 3 exons. The coding region runs from base 121 to 1353 and encodes 410 amino acids. The record is from RefSeq and is a predicted model, not a curated record.
CAAAAUACGCGGAAGAGGAAUACUUUAAGCAUUGAUGAAAGGAUAAAAUCAAAAAAAAAUAGGUUAAAAAGAAUUAGAAAAUUAUUUGUCUCCUUAGACCCGAUCCUAUUUAAAGAGCUUAUGGCAAACAUUGAAAUGGACGAUCUUUUUGCGUCGAAGGAUGAAUCUUGUGGUUCGGAUAGCAAGUUAUUUACUACAUGUCAUCCAGGUUACAUGUAUUUUUUUAUAAUCACAUAUCUGCACUGUCUCAACAAGCAAAUAGAGAAAAAAUUAGAAAGUGAUGUAGGAUCGAAUUGGAGAGCCAACAACAUUUGGUAUGGUGUCUCUGUUGAUAAAAAACUAUUGGAUACUGUAUUCGGCUCAAUAAAAAAUCUGGAAAAAUCUUUCUUUGCAAGUGGAAUACUCAGGAAGGACGACGAACUUCGAAAAGCAAAAUUGUGUACCCGUGGUGAAGAAAUUCUACCAGCUCUCCAACACAAGUAUCAGCAUUUGGACUUUAGGUUGAAAUCAUACUUUGUUGUUGCACAGAUAUCUUCAAAGCAUAUUCAACUCAGUUUGCAUCAAGUGGUAAAACUGGCCUCACCCGGAGAAGAUCCAGCGUCCAUCAUUAUUCAGGAUGAGAUUAUACAUAUUCAUGGCGUAUAUGACAUACUUUGUAAGAGUAUCAUGAAGAGCAUACAAGUCAAUUGUCAAGUUGACUAUUGUACCACGCACAAGAGUCAGGAAGGUACACAAUAUGAUUUUCAGUCAUUAGAGAUAUAUAACAAUAUUUAUCGAAAUUUAAAACCAUGCGUUGUUGAACUUUUCGAAAAAAACAAAUCAAAUUUGGACAUGGAUUCCAAAAUACAGCUGGAUAUCAACACGAAAUGCGAUUGCAGUAUCAGUAUUUCUCUUUGUGACAUUAUUGAAGUAGGCCUUAUGUCAGUGAUAGAAAGUAUGACAACGGAUAUAUUGUCUUCUUUGACCAACAAAAGACUAUUUGGAAACUAUGUCCCAAAUUAUAUUUUUGUGUUUGGAGAUCCGUUCAAUCUGGCGCAGGGUUCAAAGAUCCACAUCGCAUACACCAUGAUUAUGCAAAAAGCGAUUGAUGACGGCGUAUAUAUUAAAGAGAAAGAUACAAAGAUAUUUGUACCAAGAGAAUCUAUUUUCCAAUUAUUGGAGACGUUUUUAUUGGGAAAAAAGCCUUACAUGUUUGAAAGGUUUGUCACUGGGACUUUGUGCCAAGUAUCAAGCAAUACAUACGGGAUACGGAUUUCAUAUUCAUACUGUUUGAUCCCUUUCACACGAAUAAACAGUGAUGGUGAUAUCAAAAAUACUAUUCCAGAUGAUGGCAGUUUUGUGAUAUCAUAUUAGAAAUUCUUGAAUUAGAAAGUUCAACCAGUACUGUUCCGGACAAGUAUACUCUAUUGCACGGCGACACUCCUGGUGUUACUCAUGAAAUAUUCUCCACUAAUUUGACGUAUGAUUGUAUAAGUACAUUUGUGGUAGAAUAUGAGCAGAUUAGCAAUAACUUAUCUAUCAAAUUAUCAAGAGGAUGUGUGGGCGAUAUCGAUGAUUAUAUUGAAAAACCUUAUUACGAAACCGAAAAUAUAAUCGAGCCAUUGACACUUGCUUAUAUUUAACCUAUCUGCUUCAAUAAAAUUAUAUAUUAUACACAACAAAUAAAAACCAUCUCUUAUUUGCG